Molecule: messenger RNA, 597 nt
Organism: Echinostoma caproni
Lineage: Eukaryota; Metazoa; Platyhelminthes; Trematoda; Plagiorchiida; Echinostomatidae
Source: the annotation of a GenBank genome assembly
GGUAUCCUAUCUUUAACCAACACGUCCACUUCGUCUCUAUGGUAUUUAAAUUUUUAUUUACGAGCUGUUGCGUUUAAGGCCGUAGUUGGAAAGAAAGGUAUCAGUUUGCCGUCUGCGAUUCAGACGCUAGCUAAGGGGACGAAGCAUGAGUUGACAGAAGACCAGAAGCAAGAAAUCCGAGAGGCAUUCGAUUUGUUUGAUACGGACAAAACGGGUACAAUCGACGUGAAGGAACUUAAGGUGGCGAUGCGUGCCCUAGGUUUUGAACCAAAACGAGAGGAAAUAAAGAAGCUUCUAACUGAAUUUGACUGCGAAUCAAAAGAAUCCAUUGAAUUUAGUGACUUCAUGAAGAUGAUGGCUGUUAAAAUGCAGGAUAAAGAUGCAAAGGAAGAGAUUCUCAAGGCCUUUAAGUUAUUCGAUGAUGAUGAAACUGGAAAGAUAUCCUUCAAAAACCUGAAACGCGUUGCAAAAGAACUGGGCGAGAAUCUCACAGAUGAGGAACUUCAGGAAAUGAUCGAAGAGGCAGAUCGUGAUGGGGAUGGAGAAGUCAACGAGCAAGAGUUUUUGCGAAUAAUGAAGAAAACCAAUAUGUAUUGA